GCCAAAGCGAAGGUGGAACGGAUGCAUGCUAACGAGAGCGGCGUCCACUUGAAGGCAUCAUGCUUGAGCGAAGCUGCCAAAGACGAAGACACACUCAAUGAAUCAGCAGUGGGACGACCUGGACUUCUUGAUCAACUCAAUGCGAACGCCAAACCAAAGCAUCGAUGAGUUGAUUAAUUCCCUCGAAAGCAUCGAUUUCGCCGGAAUGUUGGAACAUCCAUGCAGCAAAAGGAGAACCCAACACGAUGAUCAAGAACUCUAUGAAGAUGGGCACUGUUACCUUCACCAAGCGGCGAACGUUAGCGACGUUGACAACGACGAAUGUGGCUUGACUAUCACGGUCGCUUUCACAAUGGAAGACAUUCAAAAUGCAUGGGGCGACAAUAUACUUGCAGAUAACUUGCUGAACAUACCCAAACGCGAGCGCUUGAGGGCCAAGACUAUCUUCCUCAACCUGCUUCGUGUGCUUCGGGUGCUUGUGCCAGCUUUCGACGCGUCCUGCAAGCGAAUUUCCCAGUCCCACGCCAUGAAACCUGUGCAUUGCGCCAAUAGAAUCCUCGAGUUACUCUCUGAUGCACUUUAUUGUGAAGGAAAACUUUAAGUGUAUCCAUUGCUUGCGC
Messenger RNA from Aphanomyces invadans, 620 nucleotides. RefSeq lists its product as hypothetical. NCBI's taxonomy places the organism in Eukaryota, Oomycota, Saprolegniomycetes, Saprolegniales, Verrucalvaceae. The transcript is spliced from 2 exons. The record is from RefSeq and is a predicted model, not a curated record. The coding region runs from base 98 to 601 and encodes 167 amino acids.